CUGGGGGUGGGGGGGGUGAAUGAGGGCAGGAAAAAAAUUAUGUUGGCUGAUUCUUCCAAAGUAAUAUAAAACAUAUGCCAUGUUAAUUUAAGAAUAAAAAUUUACAAGAAGUAAUUUGCAUACCUAGCACAGAGUCUGACACGUGUCACGUGUGACCGGUAGCCACCGCCCACAGGCAAAUCGAACAUGAUCCUGUUUUUGCAUGCAUCUCAGCUCAUAGGUGGGUAAUUACUUGCCGACCAUGCAGUAAAAAAUUAGCAAUCAACCUUGGCAAUGAGUUUCAUGUUCUCUAGCUCAUAGGAACAACAUUAUGAGGGACCCAAAGCCCACUCUCCCGGUAGCAAAAUGAUUCACCAAUGACAAAUGAGACCCAACCAGGAAGUUGUAAACUUCUCCGUGUCCUUCUUCUUGUCUUCUUCUUCAAAGGUCAGAGCUAGAAUCAUGGAUAUUUUUUACCAUAUUAAUUGUCUAUUAUGUAAAGCAUCUUGCUCAGACAACUGUGACCUUUAAAGAAAGCAUACUCCUUUCUGAAUUCUCUGCAGCGAAAAACUGAUCAGACAUCAGCUUGAAGACCAAAAAGAUGAAGUUACUAACUUGGAUGCAUCGCAAGUUUCGGCAAGGUAAUGGCGAAACACUGAAGGAAUUUCCCCUAGGGCAGCAAUUCCUGGAUGACCCUCAUUUCUAUCAGAAGCAAAACCAAGGGAAACAAAGAAGAGCAUCAUUUACAAGUGUGGAGACAAGAAAUUUUGCUGAAUACGAAAGAAAAUCAUCGUCGGCUGAUGAGUAUCCUGAGUACUUCGAAGGAUUUCUAGCAAUCGGCACUUUUGGGGUAGCAGAUGCAGUCAUUCCAGAGCCAGAGACACCAACAUUUGAGGUAUCAUUUGAUAAGCUUGCAGAAGGAGAGGCUGAAGUGACAGAAAAUGAAUUGAGGCUCAUCAAUGAUGAGUUAGAGAGGGUGCUUGCUUCUGAAGCAAAAGAUGAUGGUUGGACCGAUUCUUCAGGGAGAAACAGUCAUGUUAGCAAUGGAAGAAUCAGUCAUGCAAGCACCAUCACUCUGAGUGGGAAGCCACUGGAAAUUCCAGAAAGCACAGGAGGCACAGGAAGUAAUUUGAUGUACUGUCCACUACAAGAAUAUCUGUUAGGCUCAGCAGUAGAAGUGCCAGAGAAGGCAACAGUGCCGAAAAAGGAGAAUAGGACAUCAUUGGGAGAGCUAUUUGAGAGGCACAAGGCAGAAGAAACCUCGGAAGUCAAGUGCAAACGCGGGGAGAAAAGGGAAGAUAAAGAAGGAGAUAAGACGGCUUCUAUGAAUCUCAUGAAAAAGAUACUGACGAAGAAGAAAAAUGCACUGCAUGCUGCUUCUAGGAACUCUUCUGCCUCAACUAGGGGACCUGCUGAAUCUGGUUCGGCAGAGACAAAGCUGUGCAAGAUCCUACAGAAAUUUCACAAGAAAGUGCAUCCCGAAUGCUUAAUAUCCACAGAAAAGUCAAACAAAAUGCAUAAGAAUGGGAUCAAGGACAUGAUGCCCAGCAAUGCAGGCUACUUCAAGGAUGAGCACACAUUUCCAGAUGAGAGCAACACAGCUUUCUCCCAGAAAGCAGGUCAAAAUGGCUACAUGCUAAGCAGGAAGAGCAUCUCUAACCCAACUCAAUACACAGAUGAUGGUAGUGAUUCAAAUGGGAGCAGGGAGUGCUGGAUCAAAACUGAUGCAGAUUACCUUGUUUUGGAGCUCUAAAAGGAGAAGCACGGAUGCAGCUAUGCCAAUUCCAUCAUGAAGAACUACAACACAUCUUAUGCUAUGUUAAUGAGAUGAAUAUCCCUAGUAUAUUUGACGAGUAUGUUGAGUGGUUGAGUUUGAAGCUAGAUAAAAAAUAAUAAUAGAAAAUCUGGUGUGAAACUCUGUAUCAUCUAUCAUCAGUCAAUAUAAUAUUGCGGUUUGUAUUACUUCCUAGCAAUUUGUGUUUUACAUUAUGGUUGUAAUUAUAGCAAACAAUCUUCAUUUACAGCAAUAAAAUUGUCAU
Messenger RNA from Chenopodium quinoa (quinoa), 2018 nucleotides. RefSeq names its product protein LAZY 1-like. Lineage: Eukaryota; Viridiplantae; Streptophyta; Magnoliopsida; Caryophyllales; Amaranthaceae. The transcript has 5 exons. Bases 581 to 1732 code for a protein of 383 amino acids. The record is from RefSeq and is a predicted model, not a curated record. Gene Ontology annotation, biological process: gravitropism; regulation of auxin polar transport.